GAAGUGGAGCAAGGGAUUCAAUCGACCAUUCCUCAUUUGACCAACCGUCAUUUUACACAGGAGAAAGGCCGUUCACCUGUUCAGACAGUGGGAGUGGAUUCACUCAGUUAUCACAAUUGAAGGUACAUCAACAAGUUCACAUUGGCCAAGGCCAUUCAUCUGUUCUGCGUGUGUGAGAAAGGAUUCAUUUGGUCUUCCCACCUGUGGACACACCAGUCAGUUCAUACCACACUGGGCAGAGGCUGGUCAUCUGUUGAACUUCUGGGAAAGGAUUCACUCAGUUAUCUGAUCUAAUGGCUCACCAGCCAGUUCACACUGGGGAGAAGCCAUUCACCUGCUCAGUCUGUGAGAAGAGAUUCACUCACUCUUCCACCCUAUGGAAACAUCAGCGAGUUCACACUGGGGAGAAGCCAUUCACCUGCUCAGAAUGUGGGAAGGGAUUCACUGAGUCGUCCACUCUACUGGUACAUCAGCGAGUUCACACUGGGGAGAGGCCAUUCACCUGCUCAGUCUGUGAGAAGAGAUUCACUCGGUUAUCCCACCUCCAGAGUCAUCAGCGAGUUCACACUGGGGAGAGGCCGUUCUCCUGCUCAGAAUGUGGGAAGAGAUUCACUGAGUUAUCCAACCUACAGAGUCAUCAGCGAGUUCACACUGGGGAGAAGCCAUUCACCUGCUCAGAAUGUGGGAAGAGAUUCACUGAGUUAUCCAACCUACAAAGUCAUCAGCGAGUUCACACUGGGGAGAGGCCGUUCUCCUGCUCUGAAUGUGGGAAAGGAUUCUCUGAGUUAUCCACCCUACAGAGACAUCAGCAAGUUCACACUGGGGAGAAGCCAUUCACCUGCUCAGUAUGUGGGAAGAGAUUCACUCAGUUAUCCACCCUACAGAGUCACCAGCGAGUUCACACUGGGGAGAAACCGUUCCCCUGUUCAGUCUGUGGGAAGAGAUUCACUCAGUCAUCCACCCUACAGAGACACCAGCGAGUUCACACUGGGGAGAAGCCAUUCACCUGCUCAGUCUGUGGGAAGAGAUUCACUGAUUCAUCCACCCUACAGAGACACCAGCAAAUUCACACUGGAGAGAAGCCGUUCACCUGCUCAGUCUGUGGGAAGGGAUUCACUCAGUCAUCCACCCUACAGAAUCACCAGCGAGUUCACACUGGGGAGAGGCCGUUCACCUGCUCAGUCUGUAGGAAGAGAUUCACUCAUUUAUCCAGCCUACAGAGACAUCUGCAAAUUCACACUGGGGAGAAGCCGUUCAGCUGCUCAGUCUGUGGGAAGGGGUUCAUUUAUUUAUCCAGCCUACAGAGACAUCAGCGUGUUCACACUGAGGAGAAGCCGUUUACCUGCUCAGAAUGUGGGAUAGCAUUCACUCAGUCAUCCCAACUACUGGCUCACCAGUCAGUUCACAAUGGGGAGUGGCCAUUGUUAUGAAUCCCUAGGUUUCGUUUGCUGUAGGCUAUCAUUUUAAGAGAAAGAGAUUAAGGUGAUUCAGUCUGAUUUGCAGCUUGUUUAGUUUUAACCGAGGACACAGACACUCAGAGUCAGACAGAGAUGAAAGAGGUAAAAUGGAAGAAUCGAAACCAGGGAACUAGUGGCCAAGGGUCACCGUUUGGAACUUUCCUAUGCCCACAAGGGUGGAUUAAUCAUCAAUUCACCGUACAUCGAAUGUGUAGUUGUCACCUCAUUUGAUCCAUAGGAGUGGAUCUGAUUUGGGGAUCCUGUGAAGACUGCUGAUGUGUUAACCCUUGCCUGGAUGUGGUGUGGUAAUUCACUUGAAGAUGAUACCCCUUGUGACAAGUCACUUUGGGUGAUAAUUAGUAAGUGAGAUUUUGGAAUGACGACAGAUAAAAUCUACAGCGACUGUUCUCUCAUUUUCCCACCAUGGAACCUGAGGAAUUCGAGAUAAUUGCCUUCUCUUGACAUUUACCCCAGAUUACAAAUAUCUCUCUCAUCACCUAUUCUGUGGAUGAACCGAACUUUCAUAAUUUACCAUCUCAAGACUCUUAAGCCUUGAUUCCCCCGAGCUCAAUAGUUUGGGCAACACACAAAAUGCCAGUGGAACACAGCAGGCUAGGCAGCAUCUAUAGAGAGAAGCACUGUCGAUGUUUCAGGCCGAGUCCCUUCGUCAGGACUACCUGAAAGGAAAGAUAGGAAGAGAUUUGAAAGGAGGAGGGUGAGGGGGAAAUGUGAAAGAUAGAAGACCAGAGGGGGUGGGGUGAAGCUGAGAGCUGGAAAGGUGAUUGGCAAAAGGGAUACAAAACUGGAGAAGGGACAGCAUCAUGGGACGGGAGGCUUCGGGAGAAAGAAAGGGGGAGGGGAGCACCAGAGGGAGUUGGAGAACAGGCAGAGUGAUGGUUAGAGAAAGAGGGAACAAAAAAUCUAAAUAUAUCACGGAUGGGGUGAGAAGGUGAGGAGUGGUGUUAACGGAAGUUAGAAAAGUCAAUGUUCAUGCCAUCAGGUUGGAGGCUACCCAGCCGGUAGAUAGGGUGUUGUUCCUCCAAACUGAGUGUGGCUUCAUCUUGACAGUAGAGGAGGCCAUGGCCUAUUCUGCUUUGAUAGUUGAUGAAGCAGCUGAUUAUGUCCUAGUGAAACAGUCUGUGCUCAAAGCUUACGAUUUGGUCCCAGAAUCAUACAGGCAAAAAUUUGGAAAUUGAAGGAAAUUUGUGAAUCAGACUUAUCUGGCAUUUGCUUCUCAGAAGUCUGUGUGUUUUGACCACUGAUGCACGUAUAAAAAUAUAAGUGAUGAUUUUACCGAUAGAAGGAGUUGGUUUUAAUUGAAGAAUUCGAAAGGUGCGUCCCUGAUGACAUAAAGAGAUAUUUAGAUGAAAAGGAUGCUGCCACUUUGCAGGAGUCUGCUAGAUUAGCAGAUGAGUUUGCUUUAACUCAUAAGGUUAAGUUUACCCCGAAUAAGAGCUUCCAAAAGAAUAGCAGGGAUCACCAGUGCAAACCAGAAAUUAAAGUUUGGACUAGUGAUAAGAGUAAGGAUGAAGGGAAGCAGUUGAAGGAGAAAUAUUCUGGUCCUAAUUGUUACUGUUGUAGGAAAGCUGCUUAUGUGAUGGAUAAUUGUUCUGUCCUGAAGAAUAAAAAGGUAAAGGAGGCAGUCCCAAAUGCCUGUGUUGAAGCUUCUAUAAACCCAGAGGGUUCUGAACAUUCUGUUGAGGCUCAGUUAAGGUCUGAGAGGUCUGACUGAGUUAAGAAGGGUUCGAACAUUUUAUGUCAGAUGGGAUUGUAUUAGUAAAUGAAUUGGUACCAGUGAAAAUUCUGAAAAGAGGAUGCUGUCCAAUUUACUGGGGCUUCUCAGUCACUCAUUCUAGGAGGCUGUGGUGGCCAGUGCUAUAAUAUUUGCUGUUGUGUACUGGGGCAGCAGGCUAGGGUAGCAGACACCAACAGAAUCAACAAACUCAUUCGUAAGGCCAGUGAUGUUGUGGGGGUGGAACUGGACUCUCUGACGGUGGUGUCUGAAAAGAGGAUGCUGUCCAAGUUGCAUGCCAUCUUGGACAAUGACUCCCAUCCACUGCAUAAUGUACUGGUUAGACACAGGAGUACAUUCAGCCAGAGACUCAUUCUACCGAGAUGUAACACAGUGUCAUAAGAAGUCAUUCUUACCUGUGGCCAUCAAACUUUACAACUCCUCCCUCGGAGUGUCAGACACCCUGAGCCAAUAGGCUGGUCCUGGACUUAUUUCCGCUUGCAUAAUUAACUUAUUAUUAUUUAAUUAUUUAUGGUUUUAUAUUGCUAUAUUUCUUCACUAUUCUUGGUUGGUGUGGCUGUAACCAAACCCAAUUUCCCUUGGGAUCAAUAAAGUAUGUCUGUCUGUCUGUACGUUAGACAGCAUUCUAAAGUUUGGCGAUGAGACUGACACUGCUGAGGUAAAUCUUAUUAAAGGCAUUCGCGGCGGCAUAAUUUCUGUGCCAUUGCACAAGGCAACUUUACUGUCAGGGUUGGUUUCGGGACCUGUUCAGAUCGGAUUAUGCUCCAGUUUACCGGUGGGAGAUGUUACUUCGUUGUUAGGGAAUGACCUGGCAGACGGUAAAGUUGUUCCUGCAGUGCUGUUGACAACUAAGUCAGCCACUGAUGACCCACUGAUGGAUUUUAACAUUUAUCCUUCCUGCCCAGUAACUCGAAAUAUGGCUAAAAGUCUGCCGAAGCAGACGGUUCUGUACAGAAUGAUUCUGAUACCCAUGAUAGCCAAAAUCGGGAUUCCGGUUAUGAUGACUUGUCAGGAACUUUUCUGCCUUCAUUGUUUCAACAGUAUUUAGGUAGUAGGUCUGAUGAGAAAGAUUUAUCCCUGUCUAGGAAGGAGUUUAUAGCAGAACAGAUCUGAGAUUGAAGCUUUAAAAGAAACAGCUCUCUCAAAUGAUGAGAUUAAGAAAGGGCCAGUAGGGUAUUAUGUCAAGGAUGGAGUGUUAAUGAGGAAGUGGAGGCCACCUGCUAUACCAGCGAGUGAGGAAUGGGCAAUUGUUCACCAAGUUGUAGUUCCUAAGGUUUAUAGGACUGAAAUGUUAACUUUGGCCCACACUAUACCCUUACAUCGACAUUUUGGAGUGAAUAAAACUAAACAGGAUUAUCAAAAAAUGGCACUCGCCUAAUUUGAGGACAGAUGUUGUGACCUUUCGCGGAACCUGUCACACUUGUCAACUUGUGGGUAAACCUAAUCAGGUCACCCCAGUGGCUCCACUGUAGUCUAAACCUGCAUUCUGUGAAUCCUCUUCAAAAUUUAUAGUGGAUUGUGCUGGCCCUUUGCCAAAGACUAAAGCUGGCCAUCAGUAUCUGCUAACUAUUAUGUGUACUACAUCCUGAUUCCCAGAGGCAAUACCUCUCAGAAAUAUUAAAGCUAAAACUGUGGCAAAGGCUGUUACCAAGUUUUUUACUUUAUUUGGCUUGCCUAAAGAUCAAGGAAGUGAUUUUACAUCUGGAUUAUUAUAGCAGGUAGUUGAUGAACUGGGAAAUACAUCAUCUGCAUACCAUCCAGAAUCACAAGGGGCUUUGGAAAGAUUUCAUUCUGCCCUCAAAACCAUGAUUAAGACAUAUUGUGAUGAAAAUGGAAAAGACUGGAAUGAAGGAAUACACUUGCUUUUGUAUGCAGUAAGAGAGUCAGUACAGGAAUCACUGGGCUUUACUCCAUUUGAGCUUGUAUUUGGUUGUAGAGUGAGGGGACCUUUGACCUUGUUAAAGGAACAGUGGAUUGAUGGGGAUGUACAUGUUAACUUGUUAGACUUAGAAGAUCAAAGAUAAACUACUCCACACCUGAGGUCUAGCGAGACAAAACUGAAAGAUUUCUCAAAACAAAAUGAAGUGUUUGUUUGAUAGGAGGGCUUGCGAAAGAAAAUACCAGUUGGGGGAUAAGGUGCUUACCUUAGGUUGAAGAAUGUUGACAAAUCCACUUCAGGCGAAUCUCAAUGGACCGUAUGAAAUAGUCUCUCAAAUUAAUGAUCUGAAUUGUGUUAUUAAAACACCCGACCAAUGUAAACUAACACAGGUGGUACACAUAAAUAUGAUAAAGCCUUAUUUUGACCAGCAGGCACCAUCUGUGAGUGUUGUUGUCAAAACAUAUGAAUCUGGCAAACCUGCAAAUGAAACAAUUGACUCAUCUGAGAAUUUUCACAAGCCAAACAUGGUCCCAGUUAGGCUAAUAAACUCGGUUGUUCUGGAAAACAGUGAUAACAAGUUGGGUCAUCUGCAGCCAAAGCAAGAACAAUAGCUGAAGGAAUUAAUUCUGGAGUUUAAAGAUGUAUUUCCCAUUGUUCCCAAGCAACCCAAGGUCGCAGUACAUGACGUAGAUAAAGGUCAAGCCAAACCGCUUAAACAACACCCAUAUUGCAUGAAUGCAGAAAAGUGUAAAUUGCCUGAGCAUGGAAUUGAAUAUAUACUGGAAAAUGGUAUUAUUAGUCCUUUAGCAGCAGAUUGCUCACCCUGUGUUAUUGUGCCCAAACCUGAUGGUAGUGUUAGAUUUUGCACUGAUUAUAGGAAGGUAAAUGCAGUAAAACAAACAGAUGCCUAUCCUGUCCCUAGGGUGGAUGAUUGCAUCAAUAAGGUUGGAAAAGCUGAAUUUCUUACAAAGAUUGAUCUGUUGAAAGGGUAUUGGUGUGUUCCAUUGACGGACAGAGGUAGAGAAAUUUCUGCAUUUGUGACACCAUCUGGUUUGUGUGAAUACAAUGUUUUACCUUUUGGAAGGAAAAAUGCUCCAGGAACAUUCCAGAGAAUGAAUGAUCCUUUUGGAAGGAAAAAUGCUCCAGGAACAUUCCAGAGAAUGUUUGAUUCUGUAAUUCCAGGGUUAGAACACACAGAUGCCUAUAUUGAUGACUUAGUCACAGGGAGUGACACUUGGGAAGAGCAUAUCUGUGCAGUGGAGAAGCUGUUUGACAGGCUUUCCCAGGCCAGCCUUACAGUUAACUUGGCUAAGAGUGAAUAUGGCCAUGCCACUGUGACCUGUCUUGGCUAUGUUGUAGGUCAAGGCAAGUUGGCUCCUGUUCAGGCAAAACUCCAGGCAAUUUCACAAGUUCCUAUUCUGACUGCUAAGAAGGCUGUUAGAAGGGUUCUGGGAAUGGAUGGAUAUUAUCGUAUGAACUUUGCUGCUAUCGCUCUUUCUCUGACCAAUCUCCUGAAGAAGGGUGAACAGUUUGUUUGGACCGAGCCUCGUCAGGAGGCAUUUGAUCGAUUUUAAGUUAUUAUGUGAGAAUAGGCCAAUCAAUGUAGUGCUGUCGGUAAAUUUAAAUAGCAGAUUGGAGCUGUGGGUGGCAAUACAAGUCAUGGGUGCACAGAGAGUAAAGGAGAGGGACAACCCUGUGGGGUAUGUGUGCUGAGGGUCAGAGAGACAGAGGAGAUGGAGCCUACUCUUACCACCUGCUGGUAAUCUGACAGGAAGACGAGGAUCCAGCUACACAAGGCAGGGUGAAAGCCGAGGUCUCUGAGCUUCUUGUCUAUACUUCACGCCUUUGUAUGGCUACUGCUCUGCCCAUGACUGCAAGGAACUGCAGAGAGCUUUGGAGAGCAGAGAACAUCAGAGAAACAAGCCUCCCCUCCAUGGACUCUUCCUACACUUACCCUCCCUCUGAAAAGCAGGCCAUGUACUCAAAGAACCUCAUAACCUGGACAUUCUUGCUGCAAACCCGCUCCCCCAUCGGGGAAGAGAUACAAAAGCCUUAAAGCGGGUAACACCCGGCUCAAGGACGGCUUCCUAUCUGCAGUUAUAAGCCAAAUGAAUGAUAAAAUGGACUCGACCUCACAAUGUAACUCGACGUGCCCCUGCACCAUAUGUCUAUCUGCACUGCACUUACUCUGCAGCCACAAUGCUUUGUUACAGUUAUUGUUUUGUCGUAUAUCAGCUCAAUGUACUGUUGUAAUGUAUCGAUCUGUGUGGAUGGUACGUCAGGCAAGAUUUUCAUUGUAGCUCAGUACAUGAUGAUAAUAAACAAAUUCCCCAUUUUAAUUGUGUGGAAAUAUAAGACAGACUGAGCUUCUGCUCUGGAACCUCAGAAGGAAACUGAACUGUUGUCAUUUCUGAGGAAUGCAAAUAAAUAGAAAACGCUUCAAUCUCUCAUUACAAUCUGUGGUAACUGGGAGCAGGUGACUGGUGGUGGGUCUCCCAUAUCAAUAUCCGAAUCAGGUUUAAUAGCACCGGCAUAUGUCAUGAAAUUCGUUCAGCCCUGGAACCUGAUUUUUAACCAUAGAUUUGAACAAUUGUGAUUUAAUAUAAGAAUAUAAAUAUCACAUAGUUAAAUUAUAUAAAUAGUACAAAAUGAAAAAAAGAUGUAAUAAACUAUUAUA
Hypanus sabinus (Atlantic stingray) is the source of this 7766-nucleotide messenger RNA. RefSeq names its product zinc finger protein 235-like. Lineage: Eukaryota; Metazoa; Chordata; Chondrichthyes; Myliobatiformes; Dasyatidae. The record is from RefSeq and is a predicted model, not a curated record. Bases 294 to 1430 code for a protein of 378 amino acids. Gene Ontology annotation, biological process: regulation of DNA-templated transcription. Gene Ontology annotation, molecular function: RNA polymerase II cis-regulatory region sequence-specific DNA binding; DNA-binding transcription factor activity, RNA polymerase II-specific. The transcript has a single exon.